CAGCGAUCAAAGCCCCAGGGGCGAGACGCUGCUCCGCGAACCGAAGACAAGAGGAAAAUUUCUCUCCAAAGGUCUUCUAGGGUUUCGCUCGUUUCUAGGGUUUUCUCUCUCCUCGGUGAUGGCUCGCGGCCGCAGAGACGACGACGAGGAGGAGUUCGACGAGGAGGAGGAGGAGGAAGAUCUCGAGGAAGAGGAGGAGGAGGAGUACGGGGGGAAGGGCAGGAAGAAAAGGGGCAGAUCUGAUUUCAUCGACGAUGCCGCGGUUGAAGACGAUGAGGAGGAUGAAGAGGACGAGGACGACGAUGAUGAUGAGGAUUUUGGGGGGAGUCGGAAGAAGAAGAAGAAGAAGAAGAAGAUGAAAGGGUCUGAGUUUAUAGAUUUCGAGGCGGAGGUUGACACCGACGAGGAGGAAGAGGAGGACGAGGAUGCGGAAGACGAUUUCAUAGACGAUGGGCGUGGUGCUGACUUGGGAGAGGAAGAAGUUGGCAGAAGACCACACAGGCCUACAACUUUCUUGACGGAGGAUCAGGAAGAUGUGGAGGAGAUGGAAAGGCAAGUUUAUGAGAGAUAUGCUAAAUCAAGUCAUGUAGAGUAUGGUGAGGAGGCCACUGAGGUUGAACAACAAGCUCUUUUACCCUCUGUAAAGGACCCAAAGUUGUGGAUGGUGAAAUGUGCAAUUGGUCAUGAGCGUGAGACAGCUAUUUGCCUCAUGCAAAAAUAUAUAGACAGACCCGAACUUCAGAUCCGAUCAGCAAUUGCGUUAGAUCACCUUAAAAAUUAUAUAUAUGUUGAAGCCGACAAAGAAGCUCAUGUUAAAGAGGCUUGCAAAGGUCUAAGGAACAUAUUCAAUUCGGCCAAGGUGAUGUUGGUGCCAAUAAAGGAAAUGACCGAUGUACUUUCAGUGGAAAGCAAAAUAGUUGAUCUUGCAAGAGACACAUGGGUUCGGAUGAAACUUGGGAUCUAUAAAGGAGAUCUUGCAAAAGUUGUUGAUGUUGAUAAUGUGCGGCAGAAGGUGACUGUUAAGCUCAUUCCGAGGAUUGAUUUACAAAACCUUGCUGCCAAAUUGGAAGGUAGGGAUGUUGGAAGAAAGAAGGCAUUUGUUCCACCUCCACGUUUUUUCAACAUUGAUGAAGCACGAGAAAUGCAUAUCCGUGUAGAACGCAGGAGGGAUAGAGACUCUGGUGAAUAUUUUGAAACGGUAGAUAAUAUGAUGUUCAAAGAUGGAUUUCUAUAUAAAACGGUGUCCAUGAAGUCAAUCAGUUCACAAAGCAUACAACCUACUUUUGAUGAAUUGGAGAAAUUUCGGAAGCCGGGUGAUGAUGCUGAUGGUGAUAUGGCUAGCUUGUCUACUUUAUUUGUGAACAGAAAGAAAGGUCAUUUUAUGAAGGGUGAUGCAGUUGUAGUUGUUCGGGGUGAUCUGAAGAAUCUGAUGGGCUGGGUUGAAAAAGUAGAGGAAGAGAAUGUCCAUAUCAGGCCAAAGAUGGAAGGGUUACCGAAAACAUUGGCUUUCAAUGAAAAGGAGCUCUGCAAGUAUUUCAAGCCAGGGGACCAUGUGAAAGUGGUCUCUGGUGUUCAAGAAGGAGCAACUGGUAUGGUGGUGAAGGUUGAGGGUCAUGUCCUCAUCAUUUUAUCGGACACCACUAAAGAAGAUAUCCGAGUUUUUGCAGAUAAUGUUGUAGAGAGCUCUGAAGUUACCACCGGAAUCACCAGAAUUGGCGACUAUGAGUUGCACGAUCUUGUGCUGUUGGACAAUAUGUCUUUUGGAGUGAUUAUACGUGUAGAAAACGAUGCAUUCCAGGUACUCAAAGGUGUCCCUGAUAGGCCUGAGGUCACGCUUGUCAAAUUACGAGAAAUUAAAAGCAAAAUUGAAAGACGGUCAAAUGCCCAAGAUCGAUCAAGGAACAUGGUGUCCACUAAGGAUAUUGUGAGAGUUCUCGAGGGACCGUGUAAGGGAAAGCAAGGCCCCGUUGAACACAUUCAUAGAGGAAUAUUGUUCAUCUAUGAUCGCCAUCACCUAGAACAUGCUGGUUUUAUUUGUGUCAAAGCGCAGUCCUGUAUAGUAGUUGGUGGAUCUCAUAGGAACCGUGAAAAACCUGGUUUGAACACCUUAAACUCAAAAUUGGAGAAUUUGAAAUCGCCAUUUCGUGAUUCUCCUGAAAGACCACCUAGAGGGCCUGCGGGAAGAUUUGGCGGAGGAUUUAGGGGUGGUAGAGGACAUGAUCCUCUUGUUGGUAGAACUAUUAAAAUUCGAUCCGGCCCUUUGAAGGGAUAUCGUGGUCGUGUGAAAGAAGUCACGGGCAUAUUGGUGCGUGUUGAAUUGGAUUCACAAAUGAAGGUUGUUACCGUUAAUAAGAAUGAUAUUGCUGAUGGUGCUGUUCCUUCAACUCCAUUCAGGGAGACCGCUCGAUAUGGCAUGGGGAGUGAGACACCCAUGCACCCUUCACGGACUCCGCUGCAUCCUUAUCAAACUCCAAUGAGGGAUCCUGGAGCAACGCCUAUACAUGACGGCAUGCGAACUCCCAUGGUUAAUCGAGCAUGGGCUCCCAUGAGUCCACCAAGGGAUAAUUGGGAAGAUGGAAACCCUGGCUCUUGGGGAGCAAGUCCACAAUAUCAGCCAGGAACGCCUACUGCCCGUCCAUAUGAAGCACCUACCCCUGGUUCAGGUUGGGCUAACACUCCAGGAGGCAAUUACAGUGACUCGGGGAUAACAAGAGAAGGCAGUCCACUAUAUGGAAGUGCUGUAAGCCCUUACCUGCCAUCAACUCCUGGUAUCCAGCCCAUGACGCCCAGUUCUGCAUCUUAUCUUCCGGGUACUCCUGGCGGGCAGCCAAUGACACCAGGAAAUAUGGGAUUGGAUAUGAUGUCACCGGCUAUAGGUGGGGAAGGGGAAGGAAACUGGGUAAUGCCCGAUAUUUUGGUGAACAUCAUAAGGCCGGCAGAAUAUCCACAUAUUGGGGUUGUUCGGGAGGUGACAAUGGAUGGAUCCUGUAGGGUUGCCCUCGGCUCAAUGGGCGAUGAUGAGGUGGUGACGGUUCUACAAGGAGAAUUAGAGCCCGUGAGACCGAAGAAAUCUGAUAUAAUCAAAAUCACCAGCGGGGGUCAAAGAGGACUGACCGGCAAGCUCAUUGGUAUUGAUGGUAACGACGGUAUUGUGAAGCUUGAUGAUACAUAUGAAGUAAAGAUUUUGGAAAUGAGCAGCCUCGCUAAAUUAGCAGCAUUGUAGAUGAGAAGAGAAUGAUUAUUUAUUAUGUCAAACCUGAAGCUCUAUGUGGAGCAAGAGAGUUUCAGUCCUGCCGUCUUUUUCUAUAUCGUGGUAUUGCUUCACCUUGAUGGAUUAGCAAAACAGAUAUGGAGAUAUUUGAGCACACUUGUGUUGUAUGUGUAGCGAUGUUUUUAUUGGGAUGUAGAUGUACGAAAGGCCUUUAAUUUUUGUUUGGUAAAGGAGAAAGAUGUAACAUUAAUCGGUAUGAUUUCUAUAAGUGAUUGAUCAGUAUGUCCCAAUCUAAGCUCAA
Molecule: messenger RNA, 3512 nt
Organism: Asparagus officinalis (garden asparagus)
Lineage: Eukaryota; Viridiplantae; Streptophyta; Magnoliopsida; Asparagales; Asparagaceae
Product: putative transcription elongation factor SPT5 homolog 1
Exons: 22
Coding region: 119-3223 (1034 amino acids)
Biological process (GO): transcription elongation-coupled chromatin remodeling; translation; regulation of transcription by RNA polymerase II
Cellular component (GO): ribosome; DSIF complex
Molecular function (GO): structural constituent of ribosome; mRNA binding
Source: RefSeq, a predicted model, not a curated record